This is a messenger RNA of Aspergillus homomorphus CBS 101889, 1839 nucleotides long. RefSeq lists its product as uncharacterized. NCBI's taxonomy places the organism in Eukaryota, Fungi, Ascomycota, Eurotiomycetes, Eurotiales, Aspergillaceae. Bases 1 to 1839 code for a protein of 612 amino acids. The record is from RefSeq and is a predicted model, not a curated record. The transcript is spliced from 4 exons.
AUGCCUCCCAAAAUCCGCGGCUCGCUCACCACGAGCCUCGCGCACGCGGGCCGAGACCCGGCAACAGUUUUCUACUGUCCGUCCUGCUCGACCUGGCGCCGAAACACCAAAACCGCCGUCACUCUCGCGCGUCAUUCUCGAACCCAUUCCCACCCAUUACCGUCUACGCCUGCCCCGCGACCCCUAAGCAACACCGUCCCCGUUGUCCACGCCGGCGGCCGCAACAUUCCCCCGCGACUGAAAGACCUCCAUGCGGCGCUUGACCAGCUCAAAGAUGUCGCGCCUGAGCAGGUCAAUCUCAGUCGAUUGCAGCUGGCGAUGAGGGGCCUGGAGUCGGAGACACCUUUGAUUCGGGUUGCUGUGCUCGGUUUGAAUGAUAUCAGUGCGGCGCGCAGACUCGUGAAGUUGUUGUUGGCGGACCCGUUGAAUGGCAAGGAGAGUUGGGAGGACUUGUUGGAGGAGAUGGGGACAGGGACGGCAGGGUUGGAGAGGGGACUUUUGAUUCGGUAUGGCCCCGUCUCGCAGAGCAUACCGAACGACCUCCUCCCCACAAUCUCGGUUCCCUCGCCGAUCCUGAAGAACGGCAACCUGGAGAUCCUGAUCACAAGCCUGGGAGCGGAUACCCGUGCCAACACGAAGUUUACGGCCGACACGUUCCUGGUGCCGACGGUGACGAUCCAGACCUCGCAUUCCGGCCGACAUAACAUGGUGCGAUAUCCCGUGCACCGGAGCCUCGUGUGCGGCAGCGGCGUCGAUGGCUUCCUGUCGUUCAGCGGGCUCAUGGCGCGCUCGGAUCUCAAGAAAGAGACCGGGUCGGUGUUCGGUGCCAUUGAGCUGCCGGUGACCAAUCCGGAGAAGUAUAACGGUCGGGUCGCGUUUGUGGAUAUUGACAAGGCGGAUGACGCGUUGACCAAGUUCCGGGAGUCGGUGCAGAAUGCCUCGCUCUACGAACGCGGGUGGAAUAGUAGUGGUGUCCAGCCCGUGGUCAACUGGCUCACUGCGCUGCGUGCGGAGACGGGUCCGCUGGAUCCUUCGCUGCGUACAUUGAUUACGUCGCUCUUGGAUGCGGCGGAGUCGGGGGUUGUCGCUGAAGAGGCGAAGAGGGUCCAGGAGCAGGAGAUGGGGUUGGUGCCGCUGGAGGUGAAGAAUGGGCUGGAUCGUUCGGUGUCUGAGUGGGCGGAGAAGGCGCACACGGAACUCCGCGGCGCACUGGAAGAAGGUUUCGCUAGUAAGCCGUGGAAGGGCCUUGCGUGGUGGAAGCUCUUCUGGCGCGUGGACGACGUGGGCAUGAUCACUGGGGAGAUUCUGGAUCGCAAGUUCCUACGCCAGGCUGAGAAGGAGGUCAUCUGGACGGCUGGCCGGUUCCAGCAGGCCGGCCUGGUGGAAACUACCCCUGGGUCCAGCCAGACCGAACCAUCCUGGCCGACCCAGAUUCCCACGCGGCGGACCAAGCUGGUCGAGACGACAGCGCCGGCACUGCAGGCGUUGGCGCAGCGACUUGUGCUUUUCAGCAUGUCGACGACCACACUAUCGUCGGCGCUGUCGGUCUUAACCUACCUGUCUUGGCCGGCUGCGUCGGUGUAUGAGACCUGCACCAUGGCAGCAGUGGGGCUGAUCUACUCGUUGCGUCGCCAGCAGCGCAAGUGGGAAAGCGCACGGGCGUGGUUUGAGAACGAGGCCCGCGAGGACGGCCGCACGGCGCUGCUGGAGACGGAGGAAGAGCUCCGCGGCGUCGUGCAGAGAGGCGGACAACCUCUGCCGGCGGAGGAAGCAGUAUCUCCGCGUGAGACGCGAGAGGCCAUCGACCGAGCGCGCAAGGCUUUCGAGGAGGUCGACUAG